CAAAAAUUGCUAUCACUGCAAAUCAAAUGGUUUUGCAUUUUUGCUACUCCCCUAUUUCAGUUUUAUAUGGAGGGAGAUUCAGUUAAUUCGUUGAGAUACAGAUUCGGCAAAAUGAAAAACGAUAAACCCCAAAUUGCAGUUUCCAAAAUCAACCUGCAUUUUUUCUUCUCUCCUGAUUCGAUACAACUCUCCAAGAUUCUCGCAAUCGCAGUAUGGAUCCAUUUAAUGCUGCGCUAACCCAAAUUGAAGGUCCCGACACUGAUGGCUCGCCCUCCGUGCUCACUGAUGCGCCGCCCAAGAAGGGGUAGAACCAUUCCCCAAGCCCUCUCCCCGACGGCUGGUGGCAUCCCUCUUCCUCAAUCUCCUGAAAUUAUCGCAAUUCAAGGAACCAACUUAACACCCUAUGUCCUUAAGGUUGAAAUCAGAGAGGACAUAAUUUCAAAGAUAAAAGCUUUUGCAAAAGAAGAAUCAUGGAAAGAAGAGCCAUUGGUCAUUUUGUCUGCUACUGGUUCUAUCUCUAGUGUUAGCCGUAUCGUUCCUAAGGGACGGUAUGACAUACUACGUCUUUAAAAGGUAUCCUCACAGUAUCGAAGAGCAGGGUUUGUCAAACUGAGGGGCUGAUGGUGUCAUUGGCAGAGGCGGAGGGCAGCGGAGGUGGAGGAUCCUCAUCUGAUCCACCUCCUUCUGAAUUAAGAGCUCCCUCUAAAGGGGGCAGUGGAAGCAGAGGCGGAGGCUCCUCGGCUAAUAUACCUCCUUCUGAUUUUGGAGGGGGAAGCGGAAGUGGAGGCAUAGGCGUAGGCAGAGGCUCCCUCUCUAAUCCCACCUUCAAGAGAUUCUGGUGAUUUUCACCCUUCACAGUUCAUGAUUCAACCCUCCUCAACUAAUCCACCUCCCAAUAUUGGAGCUACCUCUGCAGGGGUGAAGGCUCCUCAUCUAAACAACCUUUCAGUGAAGCUCCCUCUUCAGAUGGUUCAAGUGAUUGUGGUGAUGAAUGAUGAUACCCCUGUGCCAUUGACUCCAUCAAAUGUAAGCAAAACUCUAACAUACACAUCUUUUCUGUACUUGUUUUCCAAUGUAAGCAAAUCAUCCAUCACCAUAUACUUAUUAGCUUUUUCUUUUUAGUUGUUUUGAUUGUACCAAAAUGCUUUACUUUUCUCAUUGGGAUAUAUCAUGAUGUCCCAAUACUUACCAA
Salvia splendens (bonfire salvia) is the source of this 1192-nucleotide messenger RNA. RefSeq lists its product as uncharacterized. Lineage: Eukaryota; Viridiplantae; Streptophyta; Magnoliopsida; Lamiales; Lamiaceae. The transcript has 4 exons. The coding region runs from base 262 to 570 and encodes 102 amino acids. The record is from RefSeq and is a predicted model, not a curated record.